AUGUCGACCGCUACGCGAAAACCGGCCCCACGACUUCCCCGCCCCGCUGCACGCUACUGGAAAGGCAAGGCCCCGAAAGGCGUUGACGAGGCCGCAUCCGAGUCCGAAUCCGAGGAAGAAGGCGCAGAGGCACCGCAGGAAGAGGGAGACAUUCUCAUCGCGGACGUCGGGGGCGAUGAUGAGGAGGAACAAAGGCUCGAACUGGGCGGGGCAAAGGUGGUUGAGCGGCGCGCGAUCAAUGUCGCUCUGCGGGAUGUCAACAUCAGCGAGGAGGGGCGGGUGACCGUAGCGGGAAAGGCUGAGGUCGGACGAACGGAGGUUGAGGUUGAGGAAGAGGAAGAGGAGGAGGAAGAAGGGGCGAAGGAAGAAGAGUCCAGUGAAUACGAGUCCGAAUCAGAGUCUGAGGAAGAGCAACCCAAGGUCCAAUUUAGACCUGUCUUCAUCCCCAAGCGCGGGCGCGAGACGAUCGCCGAGAAAGAAGCUAUGGCGGACGACUCAGAGGAGGCUCUGCGGAAGAAAGAGCUCGAGGCCGAGGAACGUAAAAAGCAGAGCCACGAUCUCGUCGCGGAGAGCAUCCGGCGGGAACUCGCGGAAAAAGAGAAAGAAGAACAGGUCCCCGACGUGGACGACACGGAUGGGCUCGAUUCUGCGGCCGAGUUCGAGGAAUGGCGCCUGCGCGAGCUCGCGCGUAUCAAGCGCGACAAGGAGGCGGAGCUUGCGCGCGAGCUCGAGCGCGAGGAGGUCGAGAGGCGGCGGGCAUUGCCAGAGGAGCAGCGCCUGCGCGAGGAUCUCGAGCAUGCGGAGCAGCUGCGCAAGGAGAAGCCGAAGGGCCAGCAGAAGUUCCUGCAGAAGUACUGGCACAAGGGCGCCUUCCACCAGGACGAGGAGAUCCUCAAGCGCCAUGACUACACCGAGGCGACCGAGUCCACCAUUGAUGUCUCGAUGCUCCCUCAGGUCAUGCAGGUUAAGAACUUCGGCAAGCGCGGGCGAACCAAGUAUACACAUUUGCUCGACCAGGAUACGACGGUGGCCUCGGGUGGCUUUGGCGGGACAGCGCCUGUCAAGGCGGGCGGGACGUCCACCGCAGGUGGCGGUUGCUUUGUAUGUGGAGGGCCGCAUCUCAAGAAAGAUUGCCCGCAAAACAAGGAUAUCCCACCAGGCCUCCGGGGCGCAGGCACAGGUGCAAACACUGCGCUAGGGGGUACACGACAAUGGGGUGUGCGUGACACGAAAGAGGACGGCCGGUCGUGGCGGGACAGAGACAGAGAGGAGGCCCCAAGGGCCGACGGACGCGACCGCCAGCGCACCGACGACAGCUACAUCGCGAAAGACAAGGUGCGAAGCAGGUGGGAUGAGCUUGAGCGGAAAGGUGGUGAUCGGGAUGCGGGUCGAGAACGAGAACGAGAUCGGGAUAGAGAUAGAGAUAGCUAUGCGAGGGACAGGCGGCGAUCAUAUUCUCGUUCGCGCUCACGGUCGCCUCGGCGGGACAGACAACGCGAGGAGUAUACACGGAGACGGCGGUCAAGAGAACGGUCGGUGGAAUAUGACCAUGGCGGGAAGCGCAGACGAGUGGACUGA
Sparassis crispa is the source of this 1578-nucleotide messenger RNA. RefSeq lists its product as hypothetical. The record is from RefSeq and is a predicted model, not a curated record. The transcript has 6 exons. Gene Ontology annotation, biological process: mRNA splicing, via spliceosome. Bases 1 to 1578 code for a protein of 525 amino acids. NCBI's taxonomy places the organism in Eukaryota, Fungi, Basidiomycota, Agaricomycetes, Polyporales, Sparassidaceae. Gene Ontology annotation, cellular component: U2-type spliceosomal complex. Gene Ontology annotation, molecular function: RNA binding.